AUGGCGACUACGGUGAUGGAUCCACUGAAAGAUUUCCUAGUGAAGUAUUUUAUGCCAGAGAAAUGCUUCGACGAAUUUUUCCUGGAUUUUAAUUUUUUACAUGUGGAAUGUCUGAAGAUAGUCCUGAGCAAAGGUCUAGGGAUUGGGAUCAUCCUCGGAUCUGUGAUGGUGAAGCUGCCCCAGAUCAUCAAGCUGAUGGGAGCCAAGAGUGCAGAGGGUCUGAGUUUUAAUUCUGUCCUGCUGGAGCUGUUUGCCAUCACAGGCACCAUGGCGUACAGUAUAGCCAACAACUUCCCUUUCAGUUCCUGGGGGGAGGCCCUGUUUCUUAUGUUUCAGACAGUAACUAUUGGUUUCCUAAUCCAACACUACAAUGGAAACACCAUCAAAGGCUUGGCGUUCCUUGUGGUUUAUUUUUGCUUGAUGUCCGUGCUGAUCUCACCUCUGACGCCGCUUUCCGUGGUCACCACCAUGCAAGCCUCCAACAUGCCAGCCAUCAUCUUUGGUCGGCUCAUCCAGGCUGGCACUAACUAUCGGAACGGGCACACGGGGCAGCUGUCUGCUAUUUCAGUGUUCCUGCUCUUCGCAGGGUCACUGGCACGCAUAUUCACCACAGUCCAGGAGACGGGAGACUCUCUCAUGGCGCUCACUUACAUCAUCUCCUCGUGCUGUAACGGCCUGAUUGCUUCUCAGGUCCUGUAUUACUGGAACAGCCGCCCGGCACUCAAGAAGAAGGCCGAGUAAGCCAAGCAUAACAGAAAAACUCAAUGGAACGCCUCCACGUCUACAACAGUUAACGCACUGUCUUGAACAACUUGAUUUUCAGGUCAGCUGUAGGUACAUUCGAACCUAAUUCAAUUUCAGAUGCAGUGCUGAUCUUGGAUCAGUUGUUCACGAUGCCUGUGCGCACACUUUAAGCGGAUACUGGGUGGGAACUAUGCAAUUUACUGCGCAAAUGGACUCACAGAUCAAUAUGUUUAUGUUCUAAGCGCCCCGUAAUGGCCUUUUUCCUGGACGAAAAACUUAAUAGACUCUCUCACUGUAUGUUUAAUUUCCCACUCAUACUGCAUUUCCACUGUUUGCCGCAUUGAAGGUUUUCCAUCUCUCAUCCUGCAUUGCACCUUUUCUUUAGCUCAGGGGAAGGGGAAAAUGUUUGCUCGCACUUGGGGACUCUGCGAUUUCAGCGUUGAUUUUUAAUAGCGAAGGGACCUGUGUCCUGUUUCAGACUGAAGCUGUUCCUAAACACUGGUCCAGGACCAGUUGUCCAAGCCCUUACCCAUGUUCCAUAAUCUCCUGAUGAUUAAAGAAAAAAAAAAAAAACCUAACCUGAGAUCAGCACCCUGGAGGUGUCCUCUAGGCCUAAUUCACAGAAAAUGAUUGCAACACUAUGUCUUCUUGACAGUUGCUCGACAUGCUUUAGAAAGCUGUUUGCUGCCAUAAGGAAAAUUAGGGGACUGUAGGGAAAAUCAUGCAUUUGCUGUCAUUGUCUCCUUCUCUCUUCUUUUCCACAGUGUUUUCAUCAGUGUCUCUUGCAUGCGUAGAUGCAGAACAUCUUAGUACAUAUCUUAAUACAUAGUACAGAAAGGAACAAGUAGUAAACACCAUCACAAAAUUAAAGAGAAUGUCCUAAUGUCAAUGUGAAAACAUAUUAAGGUUGUCUGACAGAUAGUUCAGGCUGACGGUUGAAACCAUAGAGCAGUUUCAUUAAAUGAGGUUAACUGAGUGUUGAGCACUGUGUGGAAGAACUGUACUGUAUGUUUUAAACAUUUGUUUGCUGGCAUUUGAUGUUAAACCUUUUUUUUUUUUUUACCAUAGUCACAGGACAAUACAAAUAUAGUAAUUACUGUGUUUUGUUUGUUUUCAAAUGAUCGUUUAAAUCCUAACAGGAAAUGCACAUUUGCAAAACUGUGAGGAAAACCAAAAUGAUUGGAUGAUUUGGAGGUGUGGUUUUUUUUUUUGCACUAUGAUCAAUAAGCAUUCUUGUUCAGCAGCCCUGUCAUGCUAGAAAUGAUUUAGCACCGUAAGAACAUAAAAGAUGAACGGUUAUUGUUUGGGG
Molecule: messenger RNA, 2053 nt
Organism: Chanos chanos (milkfish)
Lineage: Eukaryota; Metazoa; Chordata; Actinopteri; Gonorynchiformes; Chanidae
Gene: mpdu1b
Product: mannose-P-dolichol utilization defect 1b
Exons: 7
Coding region: 1-741 (246 amino acids)
Biological process (GO): oligosaccharide biosynthetic process
Source: RefSeq, a predicted model, not a curated record